AUGCCUGUAUCGAUCGAAGCCAGACAGUCGCGGAAUUUUGCUUGUGCGGGCUUCGACGCGAACAAGCCCACGAUCUUCAAGAAGAGCUUCACUAGCCUGCCUGCCAUAUCGAAAUGGUUCACACCUUCCACAACUAACUCACAAGCAUAUGGAAUCAAUACAUCUUACCUAGAGCAGCAUGCCUCGUCUACAGUCCCCUUGGAGCUCACACGUUCCUUCCCAAACGCGCCGCCAACGUUCGAACGCUUCGAAGCUCCCAUCUCGCUCCUCCUUGCUCACAUGAGCGGCCCUCCAACUCCAAAUCUACACAUGUACCUCGCGCAACACUCUCUCGCCGACCUGCCAGCCGUCCUGCAAGCUGAUCUCCCCACGCCGGCGCUCCUGACCAAGCUCGGCCGCGGUGACAUCUACGCCUCGAGUGUGUGGCUGGGCAGACCGCCAACACGUACGCCGCUUCACCGCGACCCAAAUCCGAAUCUAUUCGUACAAUUGGCCGGUCAGAAAGUCAUCAGAUUAUUCAGGCCUGAGAUUGGGCGUGCAUUGUACGAGAGAGCAAAGCUGAGAGCAGGUGGAGGCGGUAGAGCCAAUAUGAGAGGAGAAGAGAUGAUGGUUGGAGAUGAAAUGCAGGCUCUUGAGGAAGCUGUGUGGGACAGUCAGGAUGAAGCUGUAGAGGGCGUGGAGGCUCAGUUAUCUGUUGGUGAUGGUCUGCAUAUUCCGCUGGGCUGGUGGCAUGCGGUCCGAGGGACCGGCGAGGGCGCAAAUUGUUCUGCCAACUGGUGGUUUCGAUGA
Molecule: messenger RNA, 789 nt
Organism: Didymella exigua CBS 183.55
Lineage: Eukaryota; Fungi; Ascomycota; Dothideomycetes; Pleosporales; Didymellaceae
Product: Clavaminate synthase-like protein
Exons: 3
Coding region: 1-789 (262 amino acids)
Molecular function (GO): 2-oxoglutarate-dependent dioxygenase activity
Source: RefSeq, a predicted model, not a curated record